GUUCGUCCACGUUCCUACAACGUGUGCCUAUCACGCAUCCUUCAUCGUAACUCCUUCCAAUGAGUCCGGCUCAACCACCAGAAGAUCUACUGAAGCGUCUUGUCGAGGAUUUAGUUUUCCUGUUUGAAGAACUUUUACCCGUUGUACAAACCCAAAUCGACAACGAAAAGGCUUUGGGAGAGCGCGUCCAAUUUGCCGCAAAUGAGUACGAGCGUCUCUUAGCUGCGGGAAGCAGUUCCUCUAUUCCAUCUGUCUCUCCGAGUGACGUUGCGAAACGUCUUCGUCAACCUUUGACAGCCUCCCGACUUCCCCAAGCCUGGAAAAUUCAGAAAACUCAAGAAGCGAUCCAGUAUUACAGGAUGUUGCACACAAAGGAACCUCCACGGAGUGGUGCACUGAAAUGCCCAAUCGCACAUCAUGCCACUGAUCCUGAGGAUCUCGAGCGAGAUUUUACAACUCCUGGUGUACAGGGCAAUCUGGGAUGUCCCUUUGCUAAAAUGUCGAACGGCAUCUCCCACCCCUUGAACCUCGAGGAAGAUCCCAUUGCGGCGGAAUUCCACCAAGACGAAAACUCUACUCGGUCACCUAACGACCAGCGACCAGGUCAGUGCCCUAUACGCUUUCUUGACCAACAUUCCCCGGAAGAGGUUGCCAAGUAUUUCGAAAACCACAAGCAUGAAAUACCCCGCAGUCAUGAAAUUUGCGUCAGAAGAUACCAGGCGAAUGAGACGAGUGCUCGCCAACUUGAUGCCAAGUAUGGUAGCCUGGUCAACAUGAUACAAGGCCUUGGAGUUAAGCAUAAGGCCUAUCUUCCAGAGCGAGACCGUAUUGAAGAGCGAGACAAAGCGUCUAGCAACAACGUCGAGAAAUGGGCCGAAACGGUGAGCAAUGAUGCUGCACCGGUCACUAUGGACACAUCGGCAGCUGAUGAAGAGCGCCGCGUAUCACAUUUUGAGCGCCCGCUGCGCGAAGUCCGCGUUGGAGAGUCUCCAAGCCGACCUUGGGGAAUUUCCGUGCCAGCUAACAAAGAGGUUCCCCCGAGUGCUCUGCAAUCAGAAGACGGUGUUGCGCAUUUGAAGAUCGACCCAGAAGAUUCUCGGGCUUCACCCCCAACAAAGCCUUCCAGGUGCCCGGUAGACCACGGUCAGGCUCAGCAGGCUGAGAGGCCAGCUCCCAAAAGCGAACCUGAUCUCGUCAAAGACCCAGAUUCACGAACACAGAUCAUCUUCAAUGGACCUGUUUUUUUCGGAUACUCGGCUGAUCAGGUGGCUGCGUUACUACAGCAGACCAAUCUGGGUGGUGCUCGCCCAGCUGAGGGCCAAUGAUUUUGGCUUUCCAUGUAUAAACCUGUUGAUUUUAGAGCGUUAUGAGCGACAUGAUGAUUUCCACGACGACACGAUGACUUGAGAUGACGACCAUCUUAUAAUAGCUUGUGCUAAGCAGCAAUGUACGAUUACUUUGAUACUAUACUGUUCAAGCCAAAUUUAGAUAUGUAUUUGAAUGUAGGCACGCAAGGAGUCAACCUGUCCAUAGUGGCAGAAUGGCCAGAAUCGAGGUUGAACUAUGAAGGUCCAUGAAUUUGUUCUAGCAACGGGUGUGAAAAAUCCACCAGCUCUAGCAAGCAAGCUCGCAUAACGCGAGACUUGCAAGCCG
Molecule: messenger RNA, 1653 nt
Organism: Exophiala oligosperma
Lineage: Eukaryota; Fungi; Ascomycota; Eurotiomycetes; Chaetothyriales; Herpotrichiellaceae
Exons: 2
Coding region: 60-1325 (421 amino acids)
Source: RefSeq, a predicted model, not a curated record